Messenger RNA from Meleagris gallopavo (turkey), 6429 nucleotides. Lineage: Eukaryota; Metazoa; Chordata; Aves; Galliformes; Phasianidae. The record is from RefSeq and is a predicted model, not a curated record.
ACAGAAGGAAAACUGCUGCUGGGUAUGCCUUUUCUUUUCCCGAGUGACCAAUGGAUGGAGGAGCCAUUUUCCAACCUCAUGGUUCACUGUGGAGGUGAAUGGAGAUCACUGCUGUUGUCUCCCAUGGGGACGGAGCUGCCACCAGCAGUAGAUGACACCACUGGUACUUCAUCUGAGAACCACUCUUGAUCUGGGAGCAUCUGAUGGUGCCCUGGUGUUCCUGCUCUCUUUCCAACACACAUAAUGCUGUUGUGUUUCCUUCCUCCUGCCAGAUGGUUGCAUCUGAAGUGUCAGACUGCAGCUCCUCACCUUCACAUGGAAUAAUCACCCCCUUUUCCCUCUUACUCCUCUGGCUUGUCUGUUCCCCUAGUUCCUAAUAAUUUGAAGGGUUGUUCAGUUUUUCUUCUUUUCUCAAUCCAAACACAGCAGUGCCAAUCGUUUCAUGGUGACCUCCAGCUUACAGCAGUUCCCACUCUCCCUAAUGCUGCCUUAGUUCUUUGGGGACAUAAACUAGUGAUUAGUGACUGGGUUGUCAUCCUGCCAUAUUACUCUUUGUUGUAGCAUCUGAUCUUUAAUCCGAGAGCUCAUCAUCCCUGAAGUGUUCUGACACCUUUUCAAGCCAGCCCUUCUGCUGCUGCUGCUUUCAGUCUUCGUUUUCAGAAUCCUUCGUGUGCAGCUCCGUAUUGAUCCCUGUGUGAAGGAGGCACAGUCAAUAUAUGGAUCAUUGUCUCAGGACAGGGAGCUCUGCUGAUCACUCCAGGCAAAAGGGAGUGUAGCCCACACCCUUCUCAUUCUUACCAGACUGGGAUUAUUUGUUUGGAUGGAUUUAUCCAAGAGGGUUUUGUGCUCAGUCCCGUUCCAGCAAGGACCAGCAAAGAGACAUUGAACUUUCCUGAGUUAUGAAUCCAUUUCCCAGCAUGGCCACUUUCAAAAUGGAGGUUGUCUGAGCUCUUUCCUUCCAUUAGCCCACAGAUUCCUCCUCCCUUUUCUUCUCUGUGUGCUCUGCCUGCAGCCAGAAUGGUCUGCUGUGGGGUUACCCUGUUGCUAAUGCUCAGACCCCAGGGAUGAUGAAUUGCAGCACACACUGUGCACCUCAGCUGGGACUGAGGCAUCCUUCUUUCACUGCUCUGGGCAGGGGAAGGAACAGGAGUUCCAUGGCUGCUUCACAGGUCCUUGCCUUCCCUCCUUCUUGGUCUUUGUCUUGAUGGGAACAUCUGCUGCCUUCUAAACCAAAGCCUGGAGUGGCUUUUUUUGGUGUAUACUUCCUUCUAGAGGAUCAAUUUUGAUAUGAACCUGUGUUUUUUAAGCUUUUAGAGCUUGCACUGAAGCACCCUAGAUGCUCUGGCUCACAAGGAGGAUCGCAACAAGACGUCGGCAAUGACUGUGUCGUUCUGAUGCUCUGACUUCCUUCUGCCAUCAGAUGCUCUCAGUCAGCUCAAAGGCAUCACUUAAUUACCUGCUUGCUCCCUACCUAGGCUGAACUUGAUGAACAACAUUUCCAUGUCCCUCAGCCCAGGGAGCUGCAGAUGUUCUGGAUUGCUUUUCAGGCCUCAGCCCAUUAUUGCUGCCUGAACUUCUGACCACGCACUGAAUGCCAAAAGGCAGGAUCCUGUUCUCACCAUCCACCUGUCUCACCUCUUCCUACCUCACUUCUGCUACUUACACACCUCCAAGGCUCCUUUGCUGCUUGCUCAGCUCUGAAUUUCUUGCCUGGCCCCUCUGAACCUCGUGAAUGUGGUGGGGCCUUAGGGAGAAGCUGACAUAGUGGUGGAUGGCCAUUUCUGAUUGCAUCUCCAAAGAAUGGCUCAGGUCCUGAAGGUGCUGUUGUUCCAGCACAGCAUGAUGUGUGUGUUUGGGGGUUAAAAUCCUUCAGUUAAGUGAGCGUGUAAACCAUAAAGACCUGAGGUCUGAAGCUGAUGAGAGGAUAAAUAAUUAGCAGAGCGCUGAAGGUAAGAUGGAAACUCCACCACAUGCACUUAGAGACUGAGGGGAAGGUGCAGAACCCAAAGAGCAGAGCCCUGGGAGAGCUGCUGAAUACACCUAACAAGAGUUCUUCUUGCACAGCACAAUUUCCAGUGCUACCCUGUGUGGAUUUUGUUAACUUUUGCUUUGAAAUGAAACUAAUUACAUUUACUGGUGGGGUUAAGAGGUGUGUUACACUCUUAAGAGAUGUCUCAGCCAUAUCUUUCUCUUUCCUUGAAGGCCUCGGUGGGCAGGCAGAGCCCGAGGGUGGUACCAUACCCAGCCCACAGCCUUUGUCCUGGAGAGGCCAGCCUUCAGAGCGCAGCAGUUGUGUCAAUGGGCUCAGCUGAUCACCGACUGAACCUAGCAGAGAUCCUUUCGCAGAACUACGGCGUACGGGAAGAAAGGGAAGAAGAAGAUGAUGCUCAGGAGAAACAGAAGUCUUUAGAAGAGCUGGAGAAGAGUUUCAGUGCCUCUCAGCUGCUGUUGUUCUCGGUGAUUGUUCCAUGCCUGAUGAAGCUUUGUCCUCCUCUCGCUCAGAGCAGUGAAAUGCCAUUUGAGGAGCUGCUUGCACUUUAUGGCUAUGAGGCAUCCGAUCCCAUUUCAGAGCAGGACAGCGAGAGCAAUGACAUUCCUCCAAAUCUCCCUGAUAUGACUCUGGAUAAGGAACAAAUAGCGAAGGAUUUGCUUUCAGGGGAAGAAGAGGAGACACAGUCUUCAGCAGAUGAUCUGACUCCAUCAGUCACGUCCCACGAUGCAUCAGACCUAUUCCCAAACCAGCCUGGCUCAAACAACUUCCUUGCUGAUGAAGACAAAGAGCCCUGUUCAUCUCCAUGUGCUUCCUCCAUGGCUGAGGAAUCAGAGGAGGAUUCCAUGCCAUCUAGCGAGUGUAAGAAGGACAUCAGUAUUGGACCUCAGUUUCAAGCCACCGUUCCCAUCCUGCACUUAAACAGGCACAGUGAAAAAGCCUAUGAAAAUGAAGAUCAGCUGCUUUGGGACCCAAACAUCCUACCUGAAAGAGAGGUUGAAGAGUUUCUAUACCGUGCUGUGAAGCGGCGGUGGGACGAGCUGUCUAGCAGCAGCCUGCCAGAAGGAGAGAUGGUGAAAGACAACGAACAGGCUUUGUACGAGCUGGUGAAAUGCAACUUCAAUGCAGAAGAGGCAUUACGGAGGUUACGGUUCAAUGUGAAAGUUAUCAGAGAUGAGCUUUGUGCUUGGAGUGAAGAAGAAUGUAGAAAUUUUGAACAUGGCUUCAGGGUCCAUGGGAAAAACUUCCAUCUUAUCCAGGCAAACAAGGUCCGUACUCGGUCAGUGGGCGAAUGUGUGGAAUAUUACUACAUGUGGAAGAAGUCAGAACGCUACGACUACUUCACUCAGCAGACUCGUUUAGGAAGGAAGAAGUACGUCCUCCACCCUGGAGCCACGGAUUACACUGACAAUGAUUUGGAUGGGGGUGAGGUGGAAAACGCCAGCCGCUCUCGGAGCUCCCCACCCAUUCCCUCUGCCACCAGCUGCCUGGACUCUCACUUUGGCCAAGACCAGCUAGCAAUUGAGAGCACAGAGCCCCUGAGCGUGGAGAGCACAGCCUGCAGCCUGGGCAGCAUGAGUGAAUCGGGACAGGGCUACGAGUGCAGUACUCCUUCAGAGACGAAUUGUUCCUUUGACCCUGCAGAGGAAACCUCCUCAGGCACCAUCUCUGCUUCCUGCACACGGCAUGCUGUCACCCCCUCGGACACGGGGCUCUUUGCUUUGCCACCAGCAGGACCAGGACUGGCAGAGAAGCAGGAGACAUUACAAAGCUCUGGUGAGACGAUAACCAUGGACUUCACUCUCCCUGCAGACAUUAAUGAGGGUUUGCCUUUAAUUGCUGGCCCUGUGGAUUUGGGCAGAGACCCAGAGGCAGUGGUGGCCCCUGCUCAAGUGUCCUUAUCGGUCACAGAUUUUGGCCUCAUUGGCAUCGGAGAUGUAAAUAGUUUCCUGACUGCUCAUCAGGCCUGCUCAGCACCUGUGGCUCGGUCAGAGCCUUUGUCACAGUGAGAAUCUUCAGUCACAGACCUGUCACGGACCCAGCAAGGACUUGGACCUGACUGAGUCAAAUCCUGGAACUUCCACUGUUCUGUAGGGACAGUUUGGAGCUCUUGGUCAGAAUCCGUCUUUCCAUCCUCCUUGAUCCAAGGCUACAGUGAAACCAAACACAUUUCUUCUCCAGCGUGUUCUGACACAGUCAUGCAAAGCUGGUGGCUGGCUUGAGUGAGGGGGGAGGCUCAUGACCCCCCCAUUUCGUUGACCAUGUGUUACCCCAGGUAAUGCCAGGCUGUUGGGAAAAUCCCUGCCCUCAGUACAGGGGAAGUGCCCUUUGGCCCAAUGGGACAGUGUGAGUGAAGAGAUGUUUUGAAAACAGGGAUGUAUUACGGGCACUUCAGGGCUUGGACAGAGGGUCUGAGAGCUUAGGAAAUCAGCAUGGAGCACAGUCUGCUUGGGCUGGAGGGCUGUUCACCAGCAGAGGUGAACAUGAUGAUGCCAAAGGAAGGUGAGGAGUCCUGGCUGUUCACCCACAUGUAGUGCAUUGCAAUAGAAGCCACUCUCCCCCCUCCCCUUCUCGCAGAUUUCCUGCGCUCUGAGCUGUGGGUCGUGGUGGUGCAGACACUGCUGUUCUCAAAGCUCCUGCAGUGUGCAUUUCCCUCUGCCCACACUGCCCCCAGCUGCAGGUGCGAUGGUGCAAACUCUUUCAGUCCUCUAGCCAAAGCUUCAGGGCUUGGAAAUGGACGCUGCAAUAGUAUGGUGCAUGCUUAAGCCUUUCCCACCUUUCUUUGCAGAAGAAGGGAAUGGUUAUCUCUGAGUUGAAUCUCGCUUUGGACAGUGGCUGGAGCUAGAAUUGUGAAGGUGAAUACGGAGAAGCAGAAGGUGCCAGCACAGGGCAGCUGUCAGCUGUUCUGACCCCACCACUGGCCUGCGUCUCCCCGGAGCAGUGACACCAAAUGCAGGACGGAUGUGUGUGCAUCCUGGGAGGGUGACAGCUUUCAGCCCCUGUACUGCUGGAAUCAGAGAAAAUUGCCCACAGCAGCACCAGACAUCCUCACUGCCACUUUGAGCACACAAUGUGCAACUCAGCCCCUGGGGCCCCCAGUGAGUGCAGGGCAUCAAUGCCAGCACCGAGACCCAGCAGAAGAGCACACGGCAUUCCUUUCCCUUUCCAUCCACCUCUGUUCUAAAACAUUACCCCAAACUCUCAUAAAGGAGAGAAGGGGAUGUCUGUACUGCCAUUAGCACUCAGGAGGUGAUGGGGUGGGUAGGAGGUGGCCUGCUGCUGUGCAGAGAGCUGUGGUGGCCGAUUGGUGUCACAGAUGUGUGCCAGGUCUAGGGUUUGUCCCUGGCUUAAAUCCACUAAUGGUUCUCAUUCCCUUUUCCCGUGCAGGGAAUGCUGUCUGCUGACUUGCUAGGCAGGGCUCUGGUGCAGAUGUUCCCUUCCUCCAGACAUUUUCUGUGUUUGAGAAAGGGUUUGGGUUAAGAUUUUUUUGCUUAUUUUGGUAGAAGCCUUCAGGCUGUGAUCCUGCAGUUGCUUCUGCUGCCAGUGGAUUUGGAAGAUGACUAAAACUAUUAGCCUGGAUCUUCGUUUUACCUGGCACGGUGAGGCUGCACUCCUGCGGAGGGAGCACAGAGACAGCGCCAGUCAGCUUCAAGGGAUGGCUUAGGAUCAGACCUCGUCUCACCUUCUGAGCCCCAGACCUGUUCCCCUAUGCCAGCAGGGGGUUGUUUCAGUCCCAGCCAACGCUGAGCUGUGCCAAGAUCCUGACACAAUGCUCUUGUGACCGGGCAUCGCUCUGCGAACCACAUAUGGUAAAACAGAGGUCUUUGGCUGCACCCAGCUGCUGGAAAUGGAAAGCAAAUCCAAAUGCCAGCUCCAUAGUGGAACUUCCCAGGCUGUGAUUCCCCCUUUCUGGGGGAGAGAGGAAGCUCCUUGGCUGGAAGGGGAGGAGGGGGCAGGGAGAGAGCAGCUGCAGCCCUCCCAGGGAGGGCCAGGCCUUGGCUUCUCCUCUCCAUCCGCCAAGAAGGUUUUUAGUUUUCCUGAAACUAUUUUUUCUUGGUUUGUUUCAAGCCCCGAUGAGAGCAGAGGGGAGGCUGGAGGAGGCAGAAGUGUCUCUUAUUUAUAUUAUUCAGUGUUGUUUACAGAUUCGCAUGGGGUCUUUCAACGUGUCAACAGGAGAGCGCGGCGCAUUUUUCCACAUCACUUUAAAGGGAGAGGGGUGGAAAGGGCCGGGAUGGGGAGGGGAGGCACAGGGGGAGGAGGUUUUGAUUUUGUUGGGGUUUUCUUUUUUUUUUCCUUCUUACAAAGCACAUUCACUUGGAGAUGCUCCCAGUGCUGGACUCUUUCCCCCUUCCCACCUUCAUGCCCUACACUGUGAAGUGAUACUGCCUUGAAGGCCCCUCGCCGUUAUUUAUUUAAUUAAAAACCUAAUUUGAAAGCGA